Molecule: messenger RNA, 3461 nt
Organism: Drosophila biarmipes
Lineage: Eukaryota; Metazoa; Arthropoda; Insecta; Diptera; Drosophilidae
Gene: FoxK
Product: dual specificity protein kinase splA
Exons: 8
Coding region: 211-2571 (786 amino acids)
Biological process (GO): regulation of transcription by RNA polymerase II
Molecular function (GO): RNA polymerase II cis-regulatory region sequence-specific DNA binding; DNA-binding transcription factor activity, RNA polymerase II-specific; protein binding
Source: RefSeq, a predicted model, not a curated record
UGCGGUAGCAAAACAGAGUAAAGCAAAAACCGAAACAGCCACGGAGUGCGUGUGUGUGUGUGUGUAUAUUUGGAAAAUAAUUUGUGGCUGACGAAAAGAAGAAACCUUGGGGCCAAAACGAAGAGGGGAAAGCGCGUGAAGAGCUGUAAAAGGGUAAAAUUAGUGCAUUAAUGUACAAACAGUGUGCGAAUAAAAUAAAUAAAGUUCUCGAUGUGCAAAGUCAAUAGGCAAACAACAACAGUAAGCGAGCAUAGGACAAGUGGGAUUUACCUUUCAAUGGCCGCCACUACAACUACAACAACCACAACACUAGCAACAACCACCGGCAAUAGCAGCAGCUCCAGCAACAACAACAACAGCAUCGCCAGCAGCAACAACAACAACAACAACAUUGUCACCGUGCACGCCGUACUGAACAACCCACCCACCAACAUUGCAGGCGGUGGUGCAGCCGACGCCGCCACCGUUGCGAUCGCCAAGGACAUGUUGCAGCUGCACCAUGGCGCGGCAGCGGCAGCAGCAGCGACAGCGGCGCUGAACAACAACAACAACAGCAACAGCAGCAACAACAACAACAGCAGCGGCAACAGCGCGGGGAGCAACAACAACAACUCCGAUCAGCUGAGCAACAAUUCAGCAAACCACCCACCUGCGACCAGUAGCACCACCGCCCCCGCCUCCUCCGCCGCCGCCUCCGCCAGCAGCACCACCCCCUCCGCCAAUGCCUCAUCGUCGACGUCGUCUCCGCCGCCAUAUGGAGAGCUGCGCUUCAACCAGGAGGUGCUGCCCAUCACGGACGCCGUGACGGUAAUCGGCCGCAACUCCUCCACAUCGCUGGUCCACUUCAACGUGGCGGAGAACAACCUGGUCUCGCGCAAGCACUUCCAGGUGCUCUACGACGUGGAGCUGCGCGCCUUCUUUGUCCAGUGCCUCAGCAAGAACGGCAUCUUCGUGGACGAUUUCCUGCAGCGGCGCAACGUGGAUCCACUUCGUUUGCCCCAGCGCUGCUACUUCCGCUUUCCCAGUACGGAGAUUCGCAUCGAGUUCGAGAGUUAUGUGCCCGCCACUCCAUCGGAUGCAGCCGCCGGCCAUUCGCCAUCGCUGGUCGUGAGCGGGGGCGGAGUAGGCGGUGGUGGAGCCCAGGUCAUCAUUACACCGCCGCCGAGGGACGAACUGCACCAGCAGCAGCAGUUGCAUCACCACCAGCAGCAGCAGCAGCAAUUGCAGCAGAUGCACCACCAGCCAGCGCACCACCUGCCGUUGCAGCAACAGCAGCAGCAGGCCCACCACCCACUCCCGCAUGCACCACACCACCCGCUCCACCACACAGCCCUGCACCAGCAGCAACAGCGCAGUGGCAACAUCGUCGUGGCCCCUCCAGCUGGGGCAGCUGCCCACCUAAUCGCCGGCGAGGGACCCGGCAUCUACUCUCCGCUCAAGAUAUCCAUACCCAAGAAGGAGCAGAAGAGCCCCUACCUGUCACCAACUGGUACAAUUAGCGCUGCCAACAGUUGUCCGGCUAGUCCACGUCAGGGUUUCAUCCAGAACCAGCCCAACAAUUACAACAACUACAGUAACAACAAUACAGUGAGUACACUUUCCCGGACCGAGUUUGCCGAACUAAUGAGCCGUUCGCAUUUGCAGCAGGAUCUGUUCCAGACUCCCUCCACAGCCAGCUACAAUCACAAUGAGAAGCCGCCGUACAGCUACGCCCAGCUGAUCGUCCAGGCCAUAUCUGCCGCACCGGAUAAGCAGCUAACGCUCUCGGGCAUUUAUUCGUUUAUAGUCAAGCACUACCCCUACUACCGCAAGGAGACGAACAAGGGCUGGCAGAAUUCCAUACGUCAUAAUCUCAGUUUGAAUAGGUAUUUCAUCAAGGUGGCCCGCUCCCAGGACGAACCCGGCAAGGGCUCCUUCUGGCGCAUCGAUCCGGACAGCGGCGCCAAGCUGAUCGACCACAGCUACAAGAAGCGCCGCCAGCGGAGCAGCCAGGGCUUCCGUCCGCCAUACGGGAUGCCCCGCUCGGCGCCCGUCUCGCCCAGUCACAUGGACAACUCGCGAGAGAGUUCACCGCUGCAGGACAUAGUGCUGCAAUCUGCUCCGGGGUCUCCGGGGAUGUCCCUAGAACAGCGAGCCGCUGAUGCUGAAAUAAUCUACAACUCUCAAAAUGCACACCAGCAACAGCAACACCAGCAGCAACAGCAGCAAACACUGUCAAGCAAUUCCAAUCAGUACAGCAGCGGUAGUCCUUACUACGUAACCAAUCAAAACUCCGGCGUGGCCGCGCAACAAUCGCAAGUUGAGGGAAGCGGCGCGAGUGGAGGUGGAGGCGGCGGAGUGGGAGCUCUGAUUGCGCUGAAGAGGAACCAUGUGAUGGGCGGCGGGGCAUCUCACUCGCUGCAUCAGCAGCAGGCGGUGGCUCAACAGCAGCAGCAGCAUUCAGAGAUUAUCUACGAGGAGUUGCCGACCGACUACAGUGGUCACAUCGAGGCCAGCGAGGAGGAGUGCGUCACCACUGCCACCGAUGCCACCGUGGCCAAGCGACCGAAGUACGUGUCCGAGGUGCUCUGAUGCGUGCGUAUCCAGAAGCACCGGCAGCAGAACAAGGGCAAAUAGUGCGCCCCACGGGUGGAAACGAUUAGAAAGCAAAACAAAAAGUAUCUCCAUCUUGUAUAUUGAAUUUGCCAAUCAUAAACCUACCCAUACCCCAAAACAAAUCAAAGCAGAAAGCGAAUCCAAACACAACACAGCAUAAGCAACAUGAGCGCACGCAAAGCUAGGCAACACGAAAGCAAAUUGUAUAAAUUGAUAUGGGACAUUUUACAAAUAGCAACUGUGAGAUUGUGUUUGAAAUGUUGGCCAUUCAAAACCGUUCAACGGCGGCAACUACAUGGAAACUUUUCGAAAUUCGAGACCCGAUUCGAAGUUACGACUUAAUCCCCACUAGAUCUGACGAAUUCAAUAUGCUCGAUGACGCUACUCUCUAAGUAAUAUAAUAAAAUUUAAGUUUAAAGCAGAGGUAAAGCAGCAAACAAAGCAAAAUUAUCUAGAUAUAUGCGAUUGAUUAUUGUAAUGAUUGAUGAUUAUGAUGUUUAAGAUGUUAUAGCUAUGUGACCGAAUUGUACGAGAAGCGUGAGAAUUGGGGAAAAUCAAGUAACAAGCAACCAACCACACAAGUAACAAACAAACAGGCGAAUGAAUAAUAUUACCUAUCUACAUACCUUUACCUAUAUCGAUUUAAAUAUAAUAUAUAUAUAUCUAUAUAUAUGAAUAUAUAUACAAACAUUAAAAUACAAACAAAAACAAAAAUCAUGAAUUAAUAAGUAAUAUCUACAAAUUUACGGAUACAAUAACAAUAUAUAAAGAUUGAAAUGAUAGCACAUUAUUUCUUAUUAAUGAAGAAACUCCCAUUUAAGUGUUUGGACAAAUUGUGUAUUAAAAAUCAAAAAUCAAAUGUACAA